GAAGUUUCCUUUUCUUAAAAUCUGCCCAACCUGUUGACGGAAGCGCCAUUUUACAGGACCCAGCCCACGGUAAUCGGCCGUAACUUCUCUUCUCCGCCGCCUGUUUCUUUCUCUCUGUCUCCCGUCAGAAGCCUCCACACAGAGCGAUUCAAAAUUCCCGGCGCGGUCCAUUUUCUGGUUAAUGGGGUUUUGAUUCAAAACCUCCGGUGGGGUGCAUAUUCCUUCCAAGCGGUGAGUGGGCGAGAGAGAUUUCCUUGUUCCGAGAAAUCUAGGGUUUUGAUUCCGAUGGGAAAGGUGGAAACUGGCGGAGUCGGCGGUGGCAGUUGCCGGAGAUGGCUCUGGGCUGCAGGGGCUCUGAUCGCCGUCCUCCUCGCGGUGACAGUGAGCUUGAGAAACGUCCCUAAGAUCUCUUUCUUUGGGAUCACCGAGAAGCCCUUUGAAUGCUCGGAUUCGAGGAAGUUCACAGGCAUGGUGGAGGACUGUUCCUGUGACUAUGAAACUGUUGACUCUCUUAACAAGGAAAUGUUGCAUCCGAUACUUCAAGAACUCGUGACCACUCCAUUCUUCCGAUAUUUUAAGGUUAAAUUGUGGUGUGACUGUCCAUUCUGGCCUGAUGAUGGGAUGUGCCAACUUCGAGAUUGCACUGUUUGUGAGUGUCCAGAAAGUGAAUUUCCAGCACCAUUUAAGAAGCCUUCUGGUGGGCUUCCCACUGAUGAUAUGAUUUGUCAGGAGGGGAAACCACAGGCUGCUGUGGACAGGACACUUGAUACUAGAGCAUUCAGAGGGUGGAUUGAAAUUGACAAUCCAUGGACAUAUGAUGAUGAAACCGAUAAUGCCGAGAUGACAUAUGUGAACCUACAACUAAACCCUGAACGCUACACUGGUUAUACAGGUUCCUCAGCUAGGAGGAUAUGGGAUGCUGUUUACAAAGAAAAUUGUCCAAAAUAUCCUUCAGAAGAACUUUGCCAGGAGAAAAGAGUGUUAUACAAGUUGAUUUCAGGAUUGCAUUCCUCAAUUUCAGUUCACAUAGCUUCUGAUUAUCUCAUUGAUGAAUCCAACAACUUGUGGGGCCAAAAUCUUGAAUUAUUGUAUGAUCGCGUGUUAAGACAUCCAGAUCGUGUUAGAAAUCUCUACUUUACAUUUCUCUUUGUUCUGCGAGCAGUGACAAAGGCUGCAGAUUACUUGGAACAGGCUGACUAUGACACUGGCAACCCUGAGGAGGACCUGAAGACACAAUCAUUGGUAAGACAGCUACUCUAUAAUCAAAAGUUACAGUCUGCUUGUCCUCUACCAUUCGAUGAAGCCAGGCUUUGGCAAGGUGAAAAUGGGCCAGAGCUGAAACAGCAGAUUCAGAAGCAAUUUAAAAACAUCAGUGCCAUUAUGGACUGCGUUGGAUGUGAAAAGUGCCGCUUGUGGGGCAAGCUUCAAGUCCUUGGUCUUGCUACAUCGUUAAAGAUCCUUUUUUCUGUUGAUGGAAAAAACCGCAUAUAUCAGCCUCUUCAGCUGCAACGAAAUGAAGUCAUCUCUCUACUGAACCUUCUCAAUAGGCUUUCGGAGUCUGUAAAAUUCGUUCAUGAGGAAGGGCCUUCUGCUGAGAAACUAUUUGAGGGACGAAUGUCUUCACCUACAGGGAAGAAUACCUUUUUGCAAUGAUGGUUUUUUUGCAAUUACAAUGUGAUUUUUGAUGCUGUGUGAGGAAAGAAGCAACUGUAGUACCUUUUCCUUUGGAGUAUACUGUAUACAUCAUGAUGGUCUAUUUAUAGGGAGCACCCUGUGAAAAAAUGUUCUGAGGAGGUACAGAAAUUGGGAGCUGAAGGUCUCCCUUUUGAAUUGAAAAUUAAACAGAAUUAUCGAAUAUAUAGCAUCAAAGAUUGCAUUCAAUUGAAAUCUGGCCAUUGCAAU
Messenger RNA from Phoenix dactylifera (date palm), 1902 nucleotides. Its product is annotated as endoplasmic reticulum oxidoreductin-1-like. Gene Ontology annotation, molecular function: thiol oxidase activity; protein-disulfide reductase activity; FAD binding. Gene Ontology annotation, cellular component: endoplasmic reticulum membrane; endoplasmic reticulum. The record is from RefSeq and is a predicted model, not a curated record. Gene Ontology annotation, biological process: protein folding in endoplasmic reticulum. NCBI's taxonomy places the organism in Eukaryota, Viridiplantae, Streptophyta, Magnoliopsida, Arecales, Arecaceae.